Messenger RNA from Carya illinoinensis, 1242 nucleotides. Its product is annotated as replication protein A 32 kDa subunit A-like. NCBI's taxonomy places the organism in Eukaryota, Viridiplantae, Streptophyta, Magnoliopsida, Fagales, Juglandaceae. Gene Ontology annotation, cellular component: nucleus; site of double-strand break; DNA replication factor A complex. The transcript has 10 exons. Gene Ontology annotation, biological process: nucleotide-excision repair; double-strand break repair via homologous recombination; DNA replication. The coding region runs from base 77 to 922 and encodes 281 amino acids. Gene Ontology annotation, molecular function: DNA binding. The record is from RefSeq and is a predicted model, not a curated record.
AAAUUGUCUCUAUUGCCCCCGCCCAUCUCCCGUAGCCCCACAUCCCGCACACAUUCUGUCUCGCUCUUGGGUUUGAAUGAUGUUCUCCAGUAGCCAGUUCGACGCCGUAUCUGCCUUUCCCGGCGGCGGAUCCAUGCUCUCUCAGCAAUCUCAGCCGACUGAUUCGCCGUUCUCGUCGGCAAAAAGUCGCGAAACUCAGGGCUUGGUUCCAGUGACAGUGAAGCAAAUUAGUGAAGCUUCUCAGUAUGGUGAUGAAAAAUCAAAUUUUGUGAUCAACGGUGUGGACGUUGCAAAUGUCACGGUGGUUGGGAUGGUGUUUGAUAAAGCUGGAAGGAACACGGAUAUUGGUUUCAGUGUUGACGAUGGAACAGGACGGAUUGGAUGUAGAAGAUGGAUGAAUGAGAAUUUUGACACAAUAGAAAUGGAGGAAAUACUAGAUGGAAUGUAUGUUCGUGUUAAUGGACACUUGAAAAGCUUUAAAGGCGUUAAGCAAUUAGUUGCUUUCUCUGUCAGGCCUGUAACAAACUUCGAUGAGGUUACCUUCCAUUUUAUUGACUGCAUCCAUAACUACUUGCAGUCCAGAUCACAGCUGGAAGGAGUUACCCCAACCCAGAUGCAGCCAGUGGACACGUCUCUCAGUCCUUCAGUGAAGAGUGCAUCAAGUGAAUAUCUGACAGCCCCAUCCAGUCAAUUCUCUGGGCCAUCCAGCAUUGAUGGGGGGGUCAAGAGCUGUGAUCAAUUGGUCCUUGACUAUUUGCAGCAACCUGCAAGCAUUGGACAGGAAAAGGGGGUACAUAGGGAUGAACUUUCACGGCAGCUAAAAAUUCCUGUGGAGAAGAUCAUGGAAUCUAUUAGGUCUCUUGAAGAGGAGGGUUUGAUAUACUCCACCAUCGACGAGUUUCACUACAAGUCAACUCAGUGACGUGGAUACUCUUGCUAGGGUGUGCUUACAAUGCUAAGACUAGUCUUUAUGUUAUGAGUAGUGAGUGAUACACAAUACUCUUCACAAUAUUUUUCAGAACACAUGACAUAAAAUGAGGGCAUUUUUGUAAAGUGGUGUUAUUUUAUAUGAUAUUUUACCAUAAUACCCCUCAUUUUAAAAUUUGUGAAGUAUAUUAUGAAAAGUAUUGUGUUUUUUAUUUUUCUUAUGUUAUUAGGGUCUGGUACUGGUCCUUGUGUGUCUUGACUUUUUUAUAUAAUGACAAUGCUACAUCCACGGCAAAGUUAAAGGCUUGGGACCAA